Effrenium voratum is the source of this 2756-nucleotide messenger RNA. The record is from the annotation of a GenBank genome assembly. Lineage: Eukaryota; Dinophyceae; Suessiales; Symbiodiniaceae.
GGAUGCCCCAGGUACGGAAGUCCGAUUCCUUCCCGUCGGACAUCGAGCUGAGCGAGGCUUCCAGGGCGCGGCUGGCGGAGCGGCGGUGGCGAGCGGAGGAGGCGCCGCAGAGCUUGCGGAUGCUGUUCGCCGUGUCCCAACACGGCCUGGUGCGCAUCAGUGGGCACUGGGCCGUGGGGGGCCGCGAGAUCGUGCCCGAGCGGCAGGCCUCGGUGCACAUCUCCGCGCAGAUGGAGGUGGUGCUUCACUGGCCCCGCGACGACGUCUUCAGCUCCAGCAACGUGCAGGUGGAGUUCAUUUCGCACCAGAUUUGGCCGCCGCUUCCCCCCAAACCCGCCGAAGGCGGCUUGGCGGUGAAGCGCAGCGACAGCCGACAGCAUUUGUCGACCAGGAGGCACUUGGCCUCCCGAUCGUGGGGCUGGCCAGGCCGCUCUGCGAGCCCUGCAGAGGAGGAGGAGCGGGAGCUGUGGCACAUCCAGUGUCGAGUGGCAUGGGCCUCCGAGACGGACACGGAAGAUGCUUCAGUGCUGGAGACCGAGCUGGGUGACUUGACCUGGUCGUCGCCGGUGGCCUUGCCAGCGCUGGAGCGACGGAGGCCAGAUCGAGACGGGCCGCUGCGGGCAAGCACUGCAAGCGCAGUGGGGGCGCGAGUGGCAUCCCUCAUCAGCAGCGGCCCAGUGGGUCUGCUGGGCCAUGUGGGGAGAGUUGCCUUGCAGGACCCCUCCACGCUGCCCGCGGACCUCGUCCACGCGGCCGCCGCCGCGGCCUCCGCCGCCGCGGCCGCGGCGCAGCAGGCGCCCAAGAGCGCGCUGCGGGCGCUGGAGGAGAAGUCCGAGGAGGUUCUUGGCAAGAGCUACGUCAAGUUUGCUCCUGUUCGGCAGAACUCGGGCGACUUCGGCAUCAUCAUGGCGACUGUGGCGGCGAAGGAUGUGUACGUGACGUGGGACGGAGAUCCGUCUGGCUGGGGCGACUACCUUCGGAAGGUCAGGCUCCAGUACGACAAGACGCCGGAGGACAAGAAGAAGCUCUUGGGGCCGGAAUUGGUUUCCCGCCUCACGGACAAAGCCUGGGCAGUCUGCGCGGAAGUGGACUACAACCGUUUGAAGAAGCGGAGUGGCACCCGGUAUCUCCUUAUCUUCCUCCGGGACAAGUUGUGCCGCACUCCCGUGCCUGAUGUGGGCACUCGCCUUGAGGAGUUGUUUGUGAAGCUGAGGCGCAGCCCUGGAGUCUCGAUGGCUCAAUGGUCUCAACACUUGAGAGAGACCUACAAGCGACUCCAGAGGUCACUACUUCGAGUUCGACAGGAUCGGCAAUUACGUGGAGUGGAGGCACCUACGACCGGGACGCCCCCAACGGCGAGGGCGGAUCUGGAUGCUUCUCGGACUGAGUCUGGUUCUGGACCACCGGAAGAGAGACGCCCCCGGAGCCAUCCCGCAUCUCCGACUACGAGCGCUACUACCCGGGUGAUUCCGGAAGCUCCAGCAGCUGGUGAUGGAGAACGUGAUGGAGAUGGUGCGGUGGCGGAGGAGACCCGGGCAGCGUCAGAGGCCGGCGGGUCCCCUGGCAGCGAGUGGUCCUGGGGACGUGAUGAGUGGCGACACUGGGACUGGUCUGAAUGGCAGGGAGGUCGUCGCGGAGACGAAGAAGAUGAAGAGGACAUGCCUGGGACGAGCUCGAGGUUCAGGAAUGUGAUGUCCUGCCGAAGGUUAUCUGUGCUGGCCUCCACGCACAACUCCCUGAUGAUCGAAGACGUGGAGCGGGCACUACGUGAUCAAGAAGAAGAACUCCUGUUCAUGGAGAGCAAGGGCCAGCAAGAGCGCAAUUACCACCGCCCAAAGAGGACCUAUUGGGUGGAAGAAUCCCAGGAAUGGGGUCUCCUGGACUAUGAGCCGGAAGAGGAGGUGGAGCCUACGGUUCAUUGGGUUGGCCGGCAACUUCCUGAUGAGGUCCAUGCACGGCCUGAUCCUCCUGAAGUAUCUGCAGUACCGGAGGCGGCAUGGUGGUCGGAUUCCUGGACGGACCCUUGGAAUGGUCAAGAUGGAAUUUGGGCAGCCGCCGAAACCGAUUUCUCGCAGGACGAGCUGAAAGAGCUGGAAGAGGCGUACGCAGUGUACGAAGGCAAGCUCCGGACCUUUGCCCAGGGCACCUAUGGCAAGUCGAAGGACAAGAAGGGCAAAGGGUACGGCUCUGCUCCGGUUCUGGCAGCUUCAUCCCCGACGAGGAAAGGACCUGGAAAGGUUGGCUCACCGGACUACAGUGGAUGCUUCAUCUGCGGAGCGAAGGACCAUAGCUUUCAGAACUGUCCUAAGCGUGGGAGAAAGGGAACAAGUUCUGGAAAAGGGUCCUCGCCUUCCUACGGCAUCUUCAUGGUCACCCCCUGGGACCUGGACGUGAACGAAGACGUGAUCGGUGACGAUGGCAUUAUGCUGGCCACAGAGGAGGCGCAUGGCUGGAGGGCCCAUGGAGUGAUCGACUGUGGAGCUACGGAGACGGUGGCUUCGUUGCAGGCGAUCGAAGAACUCAUGGCUCGACGACGUGAGCUUCGCGAUGGACAAGAGGAAGCUAUACGGGUCUUUUCGGACGUGCGCAAGCAGUUCCGUUUUGGAAAUGGCCAGGAGCUGCAGGCCAGCUCCUACAUUGAGAUUCCCCAGCAGAUCAACGGUUGCACCUUCUAUCUCGGCAUCUUCACUCUCGACACGGAAGGGUACGUGCCGGUGCUCCUGGGCAUCAAGACUCUUCAUCGCCUGGGCACCGUC